Micropterus dolomieu (smallmouth bass) is the source of this 8753-nucleotide messenger RNA. It is a transcript of the gene kcnh1a, whose product is annotated as potassium voltage-gated channel, subfamily H (eag-related), member 1a. Gene Ontology annotation, cellular component: membrane. Bases 247 to 3180 code for a protein of 977 amino acids. The transcript is spliced from 14 exons. Gene Ontology annotation, biological process: regulation of membrane potential; potassium ion transmembrane transport. Lineage: Eukaryota; Metazoa; Chordata; Actinopteri; Centrarchiformes; Centrarchidae. Gene Ontology annotation, molecular function: delayed rectifier potassium channel activity. The record is from RefSeq and is a predicted model, not a curated record.
UCAUGGAUGAUGAGGUGCGUGUCUCAGAGGCGCCAGCGCACCGCACCGGGCUGAGGUAUAGCUAAUGAGCAGACCAGACAAACGGUCCCUCUCAUAAGAAAUCCACGCGGCGUCUCAGAGCCGGAGAGACCAUGAAGGCGAGCGGCAGACUGAGGAGUAAACGACAAUUUCCCUCGGGAUAAAUAAAGUUCUAUCUUAUCUUAUCUCUUAAAGAUUCACCUGCAGACGACUGAGUGAAGAGGCAGGAUGGCGGGGGGUCGCAGGGGACUUGUGGCCCCUCAGAAUACUUUUUUGGAGAAUAUUGUGAGACGGUCGAACGUUUGGACACUGUCACAUAGACAGACAGAUACCAACUUUGUCCUGGGAAAUGCUCAGAUAGUGGACUGGCCCAUUGUCUACAGCAAUGAUGGUUUCUGCAAGUUGUCGGGGUACCACAGAGCAGAGGUGAUGCAGAAAAGCAGCACCUGCAGCUUCAUGUACGGGGAGCUCACAGACAAGGACACGACGGAAAAAGUGCGACUAACAUUCGAGAACUAUGAGAUGAACUCAUUUGAAAUACUGAUGUACAAGAAGAACAGGACGCCUGUGUGGUUUUUUGUGAAGAUUGCUCCCAUUCGAAAUGAACAAGAGAAAGUGGUCUUGUUUCUUUGCACAUUCAGUGACAUCACAGCCUUUAAACAGCCCAUUGAAGACGAUUCUUCCAAAGGCUGGGGAAAGUUUGCCCGACUGACUCGAGCUCUAACAAGCAGUAGAGGAGUCUUGCAACAGCUGCAGCCCACAGUUCACAAAGGAGAGAAUGUCCACAAGCACUCCCGUUUAGCUGAGGUACUGCAGCUCGGCUCAGAUAUCCUACCUCAGUACAAGCAGGAGACCCCCAAAACCCCUCCUCACAUCAUCCUGCACUACUGCCUCUUCAAGACCACGUGGGACUGGGUCAUCCUCAUCCUCACCUUCUACACGGCCAUCAUGGUGCCCUACAACGUCUCAUUCAAGACAAAGCAGAACAACGUGACGUGGCUGGUGGUGGACAGCAUCGUGGACGUGAUCUUCUUGGUGGACAUCGUUUUAAACUUCCACACCACGUUCGUUGGCCCCGCCGGCGAGGUCAUCUCAGACCCCAAGCUGAUUCGAAUGAACUACCUGAAGACCUGGUUUGUUAUCGACCUGCUGUCCUGCCUGCCGUACGACGUCAUCAACGCCUUCGAGAAUGUCGAUGAGAAUUGGAACCACCAAGCUGUCACUCAAGGGAUCAGCAGUCUGUUCAGCUCACUGAAGGUGGUCCGGCUACUCCGUCUGGGUCGGGUUGCCCGUAAACUGGAUCACUACAUUGAGUAUGGGGCGGCUGUACUGGUCCUGCUUGUGUGCGUUUUUGGACUGGCUGCUCACUGGCUGGCCUGCAUUUGGUACAGCAUCGGUGAUUACGAGGUUAUUGAUGAAGAAACCAACAUUGUGCGCAUGGACAGCUGGCUCUACAUCCUGGCUGAGACGAUGGGCACACCGUACCGCUUCAACGCCAGCGGUUCAGGGAAGUGGGAAGGCGGGCCGAACAAGCACUCUGUCUACAUCACUUCCUUGUACUUCACCAUGACCAGCCUGACGAGCAUUGGCUUCGGUAACAUCGCCCCGACGACAGACGUAGAGAAAAUAUUUGCCGUGGCCAUGAUGAUGAUUGGAUCCCUUCUUUACGCCACCAUCUUUGGUAAUGUGACAACAAUCUUCCAGCAGAUGUACGCCAACACGAAUCGUUACCAUGAGAUGAUUAACAGUGUGCGGGACUUCCUUAAGCUCUAUCAGGUGCCCAAGGGCUUGAGUGAAAGAGUUAUGGACUACAUUGCCUCCACCUGGUCCAUGUCACGGGGUAUAGACACUGAAAAGGUGUUGCAGAUUUGUCCGAAGGACAUGAGAGCAGAUAUUUGUGUUCAUCUCAACCGGAAGGUUUUUAAAGAGCACCCGGCUUUCCGGCUGGCCAGCGAUGGAUGUCUCAGAGCGCUGGCCAUGGAGUUUCAAACCAUCCACUGUGCCCCUGGUGACCUGAUCUACCAUGCUGGUGAAAGUGUGGACAGCCUCUGUUUUGUGGUAUCGGGAUCACUGGAGGUAAUUCAGGACGACGAGGUGGUGGCCAUUUUAGGUAAGGGAGAUGUAUUUGGGGAUGUUUUCUGGAAAGAGGUGACUCUCGCUCAAGCCUGUGCCAACGUCCGAGCUCUGACCUACUGUGACCUCCACGUCAUCAAACGCGAUGCUCUGCAGAAGGUGCUGGAGUUCUACACAGCGUUUUCCAACCACUUCUCAAGAAAUCUGCUGCUCACUUACAACCUGCGAAAGAGGAUUGUCUUCCGAAAGAUCAGUGAUGUGAAACGAGAGGAAGAGGAGCGACAGAGACGUAAAAAUGAAGCCCCUCUGAACUUGCCACCAGAUCACCCGGUACGAAAGCUCUUCCAGCGCUUUCGACAGCAGAAGGAAGCCCGCAUGGUGACAGACAAGCCAGAAGUAGAUGAACAUGAUAUUGAGAAGGGCCCCCUGUACGUGGACGUCCCAUUAGCUAAUACAGCCAUUACAACUACCAGCAUCGUCACAGUAACAGAAAUCCCAGCAACACCGUCAUCUUCAACGCCCACCAACUGUGCUUCCUCAGACAAGGCGAAGCUGCAAGUGCCAACUCCCAUUUCUUUGGUCGGAGGCCGGUCUGCUGAGCCACUUAAAGUCAAAGGCUGGGGUCGCUUCAAGGAGUCCAUGACCAAAGCCGACAACUGGAACAAAGUGUCUAAAGCCGAAUCCAUGGAGACGCUACCUGAACGGACCAAGGUGCAUGAAUCACAGAUGUCUCUUAAGAAGACAGACUCGUGUGACAGCGGUAUCACCAAAAGUGACUUACGACUAGACAAAGUGGGUGACUUUCGCAUGACGCCCCAGGACCGAAGUCCCGUUCAGCCUCCGGAGACCAGGCACGCCUUCUACCCGAUCCCAGAGCAAACGCUUCAGGCCUCGCUUCAGGAGCUCAAGCUGGAGUUAAAGGACGACCUCAAGAACCUGAACGUUCGAAUGUCCGGCCUGGAGGAGCAACUCACAGAAGCACUUGCACUCCUCAAAGCGAGGAAAUCAAGUGCUGGCUCUCCGCAGCCUCUUUUUGACAUUUCUAGACCUGCUUCACCAGAACUGGAAAAAGAAGACAUCUUCUCUUGAAGGAUGGACGAAUCAUCAGGCAAAAGUUACCUGUGAACUCAGCUGGAAUCCGGUAAUAUCCAGAUUACUUGGAUAGCUGAAGCUGCACUGUGCACACCGUUUAGAUUAGGCAACAGUGUGGUCUUGAAGACACACCUGCCUUUAUCAUAGGGGUGUACGUGUUGGCUAACAACGGACGGAGAGGCUGUAGCUCAGAUUUUGGUGUAAUAACACUCAGAGGUUACGUAAAAACUGACAGCUUUAUGUUUGUAUAUAAGUUUCCAUCUAUAAUGGAAAAAUAGCUUAAAGAGCUCCAAAAUCUGUUUACCUCUUCAGAUUUUGAGAGUCUCUACAGAAGAACAUAGUUUUAUCUCUGUUGGAAGGCUCCAAUAGAAACAGCAUGACCCACUGGUUUGUUAUUGAAUCAUUUGUAUGAGAUUCUUUGCAUGUCACAUAAAAUAGACGUGUGCCUCAAAUUGCAGAUGGUGCAUAUUUGAUUAAUUGAGACCACACAGCGAGUCAUUUGCAUUAUUUCACCAUGACAGUGAAAAAGGUCUUUGCAGAUGUGGAAACAGUCUCAGUUAUUUCCUCAAGCAAUUGAUGAACUCUUUUAUUAUAUCAACUGCCAGGAUCAUUAUGAAUUAUACAACAGAUAACUCCAAGUAAGUAAUCCGAUUUCGAACAAGCAAGACAUCUUUCAGCAGAUUUUAUUAUUUCCAUAAACCAUGGAAAGAUAACAGAUGCAAUGCUAACUAGUGUGGCAGCAGUGAGUAAGUUAUCCAUCUUUCCUGAUGUCUAGAAUUUAUUGUACUCUAUGUAAACACUACAACCACGUACAUGAUGCAAACAUUGUAUGAGCACCAUGCAUUUUUAGCUUUGGUGAUGCAUAAUUAGAUAUGCAGAUGGUACUAAUAAUGGCUAUGCCCCUUGACGUAUUUUAAAACUGUUAAGAAAAUAGUAAGGAAUGCCCUUUUGCAGAAUAUUUCUAAAAUAAAAUGUAUUUAUGUAAAAUAAACUUCAAAGUGAAGAUAGUCACUGGAACUUGUUUUAGGAUGAGUUUUGGAUUUAAUGGCCACUGAGAUACAUUUUUAUAUUUGUUACACCAGUUAGUAUGCAUGAGUUAAUGUGCCUGUCUGUCUUCACAUUCACAAAAAAACAUCAUCCCAGGACUAUACAAGAUACAAGUUGACUAUUAAUAAGGGGCCGAUUUUAAAAAUGUGAAACUUUGUAAUUUUGGCACAAAUACAGGCAAUCUCUUUCAGGACUGAUUGCUUCACUAGACGCAGGUAUUUGGAGGCAAUGUAAACUUGCUUAUUGCUUCCACAAACUUUAACAUACGUUCCCUAAAUGCGCCUAAUUGUGCCAGCUGGGAGACAACCAUCUGGUCAGUACUGAGUCAUUUCAUAAUUUAAAAAAGUAACCACCCAAGAGAAAAACAUUUAAAUAAUUUCAGACACAAAAAGUAUUUCAGAAUUUGUUGUAUUUUUAUUAAGAUUUUAUUUUAAUCAAGUUCCCAAAAUGUUAUUAGGUAGUCUUUCAUCAUUAAUUCAAACACAAACUGCCAGAUGUAGGCAGAGUAAUCCAGUCAAAAUAAAUAAAAUAAAAUUCAGGAACAAAUAGCAGUAUCAUUCAUUUUAUAACUUUCUCUAAAAAUUUAAAUUUUCUUUUACAUUUUAACACAAUUUCAAUUUUCCCCCAAAAAGGAAAACAUUUAGGUAAGGAUUAUUUCAGUUGUUAUACAAACAAUCAACUUUACUGAAACUACACUAAAUUUAACCUUCUUGUACCAUGGCUAAAAUGUUAGACUGAUGGAAGGAUUCAUAAUCAAUUUUACACUUAAACUUCGAUGGUUAUGUUGUUAACCAAAUUAAAUUUGUGUGAAUGAAUGUAUGUAUCAAACCCGAGAAUCAGUAUGGGGGACAGGAGGAAUGGGGGCAGAGUGAGAAAACACAGGGAACACUUUAGAGCUGCUUUAGAGCAUCAUUGUGGUAACUGAAGUCAUUCAUUUAUUAGUCCACAUAAAAAGAUGCAUCCAACACCAAGUAAUACAGAACCAUGAGUUCUGGUAUCGAGCAAUAAUUAUAUGCAUUAUAUAGCUCUUAGUCGAAUUUUUUGCUAAAACCUCAUCAGUUGACGUUCUUUAAAAACAAUGAAUAAUGGAAGAAUAUAUAAUAAUAUUCAGUAAUAUGACUCAUUUUUAAAACAGUCAAACUGUUUUUGCCGUUUUAUAGAUUGAUGAAUUCACGCAGAUUGCUGAUAAUUAAGUCCAGAAUAAAUUAAUUGCAAUCAGUAGUAAUACUGUAUUAUACCACUGACAUUAGCAGUAGUCAUACUUGCAUACAAAACAAAUAAUUGUGUUUUACUGUGGACCAUCAAAUUUGAGGGAUUUUGGGGUGUACCUCUGGUAGAAGCUUUACUGUUCUGCUUGAAUAUAUCUUUAGUAUACAGUAAAAGUAACCAUUAUCUUAUAUUAUUUAUUAUUCAGAUGGAUAAUUUAUCUUUCCUGCAUGCCUUCUCUCUUAUCAAGAAAAGCUGAGAGGAAAAAGACACUUUUUUUUCCCCCAACACAUUCUGUAGCUCCAUUCCCAUCAAACAUUCAGCUUACUAAAAAUAAAUGGCAUGUCAUCACAGAAGUGAGAAACUCAUUUGGGUUAGAGUCGGUGUUUAUGGGACUGUUUUCACAAAGAAUUGUGAUCUUAUAACGGGAAAAUCACUAAAAUCAUCUUGCUAUGACUUUUUUUAUUUCAUAAAGCUGCUGUUCAUACAUGAGUAAGAAGAAAUCAAAGGAAGCAAAAAGACGGCCGGCACGAGUCUCUGAGGAAUUUAGUCAGCCAAGAAAGGAUCCAAAACUCUUUUAAAAUGAGAAACAAAUUUGGUAAAAUGUUAUUACAUUAAUUGUUAAUUAUAACUUCAGUUAUGAUUGAGACUGACAGGGCACUGAGUGCAUCAAUACCAAAUUCUUUCCCAGAACCACUGGACAAAUGAAUCCAAUAACGUUAUAGAGGUUAAAUGUUUACCGGUGUAUUUGCAACCUGCACUUUGUGUUAUAUUAAGAAAACUAAACACAAUCAUCAUACACACACCCCACCUCGCAGUAUAUAUUAAUGCCGACAGGACAUAUAAAACCUCUAAAUGGAACGUUUUAAAUUUGGGCAACUUUAUGACAAUUGGGCAGAUUUAAAGCCUUGAUUUGCUACUUUGCGACAGAUAUGUUGCAAGCUCAGCCAGAUUUACAUGGUACGGUUGUGCAGUACAGUAUUUAGAACAAUUUAGUGGUAUAGUUUGACAUUUUAAGAACUACGUUUGUUAGCUUUCUUGUCGAGAGUGAGUUGAGAAGAUUGAUAGCACUCAUGUCUGUAGAGAUACAGGCCUUCACAUACAGAGAGUCAGAGAAAAGUUUAGAGUGAUAAGCUGCUGUUCAAUAUUAAUUCACUGUGCUGAGCUGCAGAGAUUUAGGAGGAGCCCAGGAGCAAUUUAGGGGGAAGUGUAGAAAAGCUUAACUUUAUUCAGUUUUCCUCUGACACAACAACAAACAGGCGAGAACCAAACCCACUUGUUUUAAUGCCUGCAGAAACAAAAGCACAGAGUUGUUUGCUACUCCUUCCACUUGUCAAGUGGGGAUUGCUUCCAGCACCGAUACAGAACCACAAUGUCAAUCAGUCUUUCCUGCUCGGGUGGCGUCGUUGAAUUAAAACAAUUACAGCGGUGUUACAAAAAAAAGACAGCAAACAGUUUUUCUUUUCUUGGGAAACAAACUGCAACAGAAAAUUAACUUGCUUGUGUGUAGUACAGCACCUAAACCAAAAAAAAAAAACCUGUCCAGUUGGGGAAGAGUGUGAAUUAUGUGCACACACACAGAGCUACAGAUUUAUGAGAAGCACACCUAGAGCUUAUUAAUUAAUACAUUACAUCUUGUUAGUUUCAUUUGUAUAAAAUCAAAAUGUAAAAACAGCAUGCAAGUUGUUUCCCCGCGCUUCCAGUCUUUGUUAAGCUAAGCUAAUUGACUUCCAGCUCUAGCUUCAUGUAAUGCACACAAGAUCUUCUAACUCACUGAAAUGAAUAAAUGUCAAAAUGUCAAACUAUUUCCUCAAAAUAAUAAGUUUUGACUUUAUAAGUUUAUUUUAAGUAGUUUUUCUUAGAGAAGAAAGUGUAGAGUUAGUUGAUGUUGUUGCCUUUUUCAAACAAAAAUUGGUGACAAUUGUGAGCAUUAGUCUGAAAUACUAUCCGUAACAGUUCAAGAUUAAACUUUAAUUUACAUUAUGUGGAGGUCAAGAACUGUCAUUUUUAUUAUUUAUAUGAUUCAAUGUUACUGAACCCACAUGGAAAAUAAUAUUUUCUUUAACAGAUUAUUGUGAAUAUGUGAAUGGUUUUCUUUUGGUUUCAAGUUACUGACUGUAUGGUGGAAUAUUUUAAUUUUAGCCACAAUAAACUGCUGUUUCGCGUCAACAAUGACAGAUAAAUGACCAAGUAGGUAAUAUUUUUAAAGAAUAUAUUCAACUUUACUUUUUAAUGACAUCCUAUGACUCUUUUAAGUGUGGUAUUUUUUGUUGGUACUGUAUUCUCUCGUUAUUGGUUAUAUUUACACUGUUAAUUAGCAAUUCUUUUAGUUUCUUUACAUUUUACAGUGUCUAAACAGCAACAGAGCCAGAUCCGACUGAUUUUUAAAAAUAAAAUCAGUAAAAAGUCUGAUUUUGUCACUAUUUGAAUGCAGCCCAACAACAAAGACAUGUGGAGGGUACUUUCACUCGUGCCUGUUUGAAGAGGAAGAAUUUUUUACCAACACCAUAAAUAUACAUGACUAAAAUGGGAUGUAGGUGCACUCUAAAACUCAGAGACAAGAUCCUUGAAAGCAAUAUGUAGUUCUGUGCUGUAACAUUUAUACGUGGAUGUGGCUUAGAGGUAGAAUAGGUCGCCCGCUAAUCAGAAGAUCCGCGGUGUGUGAAUGAUUAGUUUCUUUCUGAUGAGCACCUUGCAUGAUACCCUCUGCCAUCAGUGUAUGAAUGUUUGUGAAUGGGGUAAAUGUGACACAUAGUGUAAAGCGCUUUGAGUGGUCAGAAGACUAGGAAGCCGCUAUACAGGACAGCCCUUUUUUCAAUAAACAAAAGGUCCAAAUGGUGACAAAAAUAUCCAAAAACCUUAAGGUACCAAGUGUAAAGGACUUUUUACAGUACUGAGUUACCACUUCACUACAUUACCCUUAUAUUAUUAUGGUCAUUAUCUUUGAUUGCUACUGAGAAGCAUGCAACACUGUGCCUUCAUAUUGCCCCUUUUCAGGCCUGCAGUGAGAAAAGCAGUGUUGAAUAUCCAAAUUACUGUCGCUCCUUUGAAACAAUUUGAACACAGAACUAUUUUUGUGGUCAGCUCUAGAAAGCUGCCUAGUUAUAAAACCCCACAUAUAUAUGCACAAAUUAUAUUGCAAUGUUUAGAUUCUUAAAGAGAAAAGUCUGACUUUGGUGUGUGGUUUAUGUAAUAUGCACAUGCCUCUAUGUUCACAUGUCAUGAGAUGAGAAAUUUAACUAUUUCAAGCACAACGGGAACUCUUUGUUAUGAACUGUGACAUACUGUACUAUUCAUAAUAAAUAUUUUAUACAGAC